Molecule: messenger RNA, 4274 nt
Organism: Eleginops maclovinus (Patagonian blennie)
Lineage: Eukaryota; Metazoa; Chordata; Actinopteri; Perciformes; Eleginopidae
Gene: cd164
Product: CD164 molecule, sialomucin
Exons: 6
Coding region: 163-711 (182 amino acids)
Cellular component (GO): cytoplasmic vesicle
Source: RefSeq, a predicted model, not a curated record
UAGGAAGUAGCGAGGCAGCAAGCAGCAAGCAACAGCAGUAGCGACCAGAAACGCAAGAAGACGGGGAGCAAGCUGUGGACUCUGUAGAGCCUCAUUCUCGACGUUUCUCAGCACAAACUUUUAUCUUUUCGGAGUAUAAAGAGGAAUAAACCGGCCGCAGUCAUGUACCUGAAGGUGGUGUUUUUCACCGUAGUCGUGGCUCUGAUUGGCGCAGCAGCCGCAGACGACUGUCCCUCUCUGUCCUGUGCUUUGUGUGGAACCAGUAGCAGUGACUGCCAGUGGGUCAACUGCACAACAACACCAAUUGUCGGCUGUCGCAACAUGACUCUUCUGACAAAAAACGACACCUGCGAUAAUGCUACUUGCUUAGCUGUUCCCACGUCAGCUACUCCCACUACAGCCCCUACUUCCCCUGUUGUCACCUCCGCCUUCUCUAACAGCAGCAGCCCUGAGCCCUCCACAGCCAAUACAACCGGUGUUCCCCCUGUUAUCCCGACUCACAGUGGAAACAUCACCACGGAUUCACCCUCGAAUACAACUCGCAUCCCCCCUGCCCCCACUAAGGUUGGCCCCACUCCUGCGCCUCACCAUAACACCUUCGACGCUGCAAGCUUCAUCGGUGGAAUAGUGCUGGUCCUGGGCCUGCAGGCCGUCAUCUUCUUCCUCUACAAGUUCUGCAAGUCCAAGGACCGCAACUACCACACCCUUUAAGGAGACCACUCUUUUUGAUUCACGUCACACGACCAAACCCCAUCACUAACCGGAACCUUAAAGAGAGGACUCCCCACUCGGCACGCACUCAUCACAGCGGACUCAAACAGUGUUUUCUAGCAGGUUUUCUAGAUCUUUGAUGUUUUUGCCUGCAUUAGCUCUGCUGUUAUAGUAUGUAUUAAGGCACACACAACAAGGCAUGUAUGUAUUAUUUCCACUAUACAACUCUGAAGAAAUAUGGCUUUUUAAGCCUUAAUCAUCGGGUGGUCACUCCCACCUCCAUCAUGCCAUUAGUCAUUCUAGAAAACGCCAUUUUCCAACAGAGUGAGGCGGUUCAUGUUAUUAUCUCAAGUAAAUAGGAGAGAAUUAGUCAUGUACACAGUGUAGCUUUCCUGUUGGGAGUGAGACGGCUGCAAACUGCAAGCAUUACCAUCAUUUUAUGGAUUUGGAAACACUGUUUGAGUUCACAGCUAUUCUUAAACGUGACCACUGUGAUGAUUCAGUAUUGCUUUUAGCCUGUUGAAUUGUAGGCAGGUUCCCUCUUCCCCCAUGCAGCUGUAUUAUGUGUUUGUAGAUGAUGUCAAAGUGGUGGGGGUUACGCACGAGGGAAUAAAAGCAACACUAAAUUGUCUGAUGUCAGACGGAAAAAAACCGAAUAGAUUCCUCUGGUCAAAAGUCUUAUUCUGGGUAUCUCCCUUGGCUUUUAGGAGUGCUGUGCGUCUUCCGCUGUUAAGUUCCCGAUAAUAGUUGUAAAAAAACUACAAAAAUCAACUGCCAGUAGAGCAGCUCAAUGCAAUAAAUCCUGUGUUUAGUUAAUUUCCCAUCCUUUAAUCUCCCAACUGUUAUUUCUGAUCUUCACCGACAUCAAAACGUACCCACUCUAACGUAAGCUGGCCCUUUGCCCCCACUUCUUAGGGGGAAAGGAAAAAGGGCCCAUGGGUCAUAAAUGAAAGAUUGUAGAAUACUUCAGAAAUAUGAAUAAGUCAUUUGUUUUAGAUAAUGUGUAAUAUAGAGAACAGGGAGAAGAAGAAAAUGGCAUGCACCUUCUUGAUGUGGAUAGUGAUAGCAGUGAAGUGCCUUGAAUGUGCUUGGAGACUUAAAGAGAGCGAUGGAAGAGUGUGAGUCUUUUCUCCUUGUUUGAGGCCCUAGUGUUAUCAUUAGUUUGUUUAAAGAAAGAAACUGUAUCGCUGUGCUGAUAUUGGUGAGAACUGUAGUAUCCCAGCUGGACUGAAGAGCCUUUAUUGUGAAGAAUACGGUAGAUAGUUGCCAUUCAAGGGCCUUGAUCAGUCCAGCUUGAAGUUUUUUCCCUAUAAGUAGAGGAGUAUAUUCAGUACAUGAAUCUAUCGUCCUCUCACUGGUGACUUUGUGUAAAUGGAUAAUGUAAAGGCUCUCCCUUUGGUAGUGACCAACAGCGCUCCCAAAUGUCCUCCCUCCUCACUGUUUAUGCCUCAGUUGUGAAUUGUGUUGAAUUUCGAAGCAUGAACAAUGACCUGGCAGGAAAUGUGGGACCACUGUGUGGUGCUAUAAAUCAGGGAAUGUUCUUUAAACAAAAGGCAAAAAUAUUGGGCUUAGUUUAAUAAACUUGAGUAUUGCAGAGAUUGCAUUGAGGUAGAAAUAUUGGACUGUUUGAGUGCUUGUUUGGCCAAAUGAGCAUUGCAUUUCUGACUGCCGUGUAAAUGAGAGGAUUGUGAAUGAAUUGCAGAACUGCAGCAACUAAGCGCCAUGCUAGAGCUCAUGUUCUCUUAUUAGCUUGCUGCUAACUGUGUGAUUUUAAUUUUUUCCCCAUUUUGUCCCUUCUGUACAUAGCCAUGUCCUGUUUUUGUUCAUCUUCAACUUAAGGAAAGGCUAAAUGAAGGAGUGUUUAUCAGUGCAUUUUGCUUGUAGUGGCUUGUCGGUGUCAAGAAUGUUUAGUUUUUCCCUUUAUUGCAUGCUGAAUGCUUGGAGUUGUGAUUUUUCCUCCCAUUGCAUAUGCUCUUAGGGAUUUAGACACUUAAAACCACUUAAUUAUUUGUGAUUAGUCCAUAUGCUAGUUGAGAGAAUGCCUUGAAACCUUGUGCAUUGAGCCAAAGUCCUCAGUUUUGGCAUGGAAAUUGAGCAUUGCACUGACAAGCUUUGUUUUGUAAGUUUCUCUUUGUAAAUGUGUUCAUGGUUCAGCCAAAAAAAACUUCUGAUGCUUGUAUAAAUACUCAGUCUUGAAUAUUAACUAGAUAAUGGAUGAAUAAUCACAUUGUUUUGAACACAAACCGUAAGAGUUUUUUCCUUUUGGCUUUUAUAAUUUAGGUUCACAUGUUUCCUGCUGCUCACCAUUAAUACGCCUUUUUAACGUAGUCACCUGGUGGCAUUAGGCUGCAGCCCAAAGACCCAACUGCAGCGAGAAGGCUCCAGAAUUUUGCCUUAGCUGCAUCCAUUUGUCCAUUUGCUGCAUUAGGAGAGCCUUCGCCUAAAUUUAGAGGAAUAUUUGAGUAUUAUUCACAGCUGUUAGGGGGCCUGCUGUCUGAAUCCAGCCAGAGUGCGCUCUGCUUUCGACAUGGUUGCUGCAUUCCUUAAGAACACAGCGUCACAUGUUGACGUCCAAACACAAUAGAUGUCCAUUGUGUCUCCUCUCCGAAGCUUCUCCUACUUACUCAGUCCGUGCACCUCUUAAAGAAAAGUGCCUUAUUCAGUUAAUACCCAUAUAAAGUUGUAGUUUGUACAAAAAUGAUAUGCCACACCUAUUAAAUCAAUGGGACUCAGCACUUUCAGACCCCUGUGAAGUGGUUUUCUGUGUUGUAUUCUGCCUAAAUGUUUGUUUAUUCAUGCUCAGCCUUAACUUUUUGAUCACACCCACAGAGCAUUUACUAUUGGUGAGAUGUCCAUGCACAAACCAGCUGCUUUUAUUUGAAAAAGUAUGUUUGUUGGAUGUAUUUUGUACUUUGAAGGCUGGCAUUUAAGUAUCUAACAAUUAACCAAUCACACAAUAGACUUAGAUGUUUAAAUGCAGCUGAAAUGGCCACCAACUGCUAAUGGAUGACAUAGUUUUCAACUAAACAAAGCCUGGUUUAUGCCUGGACAACUUCUCACCAGCACAUUGUAACUAAAUAGCUGCAACAUUUGCUCCAUAAUGCAAACAUGAUGACUUGAAGUCCACUUGGUUGUCAUUUUCAAUUGUCUUAUUGAAUUACUUGUUUUCUGUUCAGUAGGAUUUUAAAUUUGCUUGGUCAUGGAGGGCUCUCCUCGGUUUUCAGCCUUGCAGUGUCAAUGAGUAAAAAGCUUUUUGAUUCCCUCCCUUUUGCUUUUGUGGCUUUAUUUCUCUGUGCACACACUGUAGUGCCAUACCUUUUCACCUUUUUGUGUUAGAGGCCGUCUUGUAGGUACGAUCUUUUGUUCCUCCCACCCCUCUUUGACAGCCAUAUGUAGAUGCUUGCAGGUUCCACAAAGCCUCUUGAAAUCAUGUUUUGCUUAUUUUGUGCUACCUUUUCCCAUCUCUCACAAACCUUUUGUUUGUUAUUUUGUGCCUUGUUUUCAAGUGUUGCCUUUAGUUUCACGAUGUAAAGCCAAUAAAGUUUGAAUAUUGUUAAAACAAA